UUGCAGUUCGCCAUCAGAUGACAUUUCAGUGGCAAUCCAAGCAAGAUGAAGCUAUUUUGGUUACUGAUCGCACUCUUGGCCCUCGCUACUGCUGACGACAGCAGUUCAACAGGCCAGUCUAACGACGGCGACGACAACGGCGCUGAUGACAACGGAGUUGAUGACAAUGGCAACGGCGACGCAGGGGCCGCGUCAGACGUCGAGGGACGCACAAGGACGUCCGAGGCUGGGAAGCAACAGGGCAGAUUCUUUGGAGGAUUGGGAGGCUUGAGUCCUGUUGGAGGUAUUGGCGGUUUCAGUCCUGUUGGAGGUAUUGGCGGUAUCAGUCCUGUUGGAGGCUUUGGAGUGAACCCAGUACUAGGAGGAGGGUUUGGAGCAAAUCCUGCUUUGGGAGGACUUGCUGUAAAUCCUAUUCAUGGAGGAGGAUUGGGCAUUGGGCCUGGUAUUGUGAGUCCUGUGGCUCCUCCCUCCACAUGCCGCUACUGGUGCAGGACACCCGAGGGUCAGGCCUACUGCUGUGAGAACAUCAACCAGCCACAGAGUGCUGCCGGUGUAGUCAAACCGGGAUUCUGUCCCCCCGUUCGUCCAGUGUGUCCUCUAAGGAGCUUCCAGCCACCAUUCACUUGCUCUAACGACGGCGCUUGCGGAGGCAUCGACAAGUGUUGCUUCGACAGGUGUCUCGGCGAGCACGUGUGCAAACCUCCUCUGGGCAUUGGGCGAUAAAGUCCUAUGGAAAUAAUAGCAAACAAAAAAAUAUCAAAUGUUCCACGCUGGAACUAAUGGUAUGUUUUGUAAAAUUUCUACAUGUUCCAUAUGCCAAAAAAUGUAAAUAUGUAAAUGAAUUAAAGAUGUAAAACAUAA
This is a messenger RNA of Penaeus vannamei (Pacific white shrimp), 861 nucleotides long. RefSeq lists its product as uncharacterized. Gene Ontology annotation, molecular function: peptidase inhibitor activity. The record is from RefSeq and is a predicted model, not a curated record. Gene Ontology annotation, cellular component: extracellular region. Lineage: Eukaryota; Metazoa; Arthropoda; Malacostraca; Decapoda; Penaeidae.